Molecule: messenger RNA, 558 nt
Organism: Pochonia chlamydosporia 170
Lineage: Eukaryota; Fungi; Ascomycota; Sordariomycetes; Hypocreales; Clavicipitaceae
Exons: 1
Coding region: 1-558 (185 amino acids)
Source: RefSeq, a predicted model, not a curated record
AUGGGGACAUGGAGGAAAAUGAGCUGUGGAGAGCUCCGAAGCCACAGAAAUCAACUUCAUGUUGCCUUCGUCCGCAAUUGGAAUGCUUCUUCUUCUCCUUCUUCCCCGUACUCCACACAAUAUACGCUCGCCGGUCAAACCGGACGCUCAUAUGCGCCGCAACGUCAACGGAAGACCGCUCAUGCACGCAUCGGUGUUAUUUCGACGGCUGGUCUUGUGGGAGCCGUUCUUCUGUUUUGGCACCAGAGGCCCUCGAUCUUGUCCACCACCAGUAGCCCACACUCCAGACUUAAUACACGGUUGAUCGAUUACCUUGACUGUCUUUUUGAUGGUGUUUUGACUUUUACACCCCACUGCAGGCGAGCAUCUGCUCCCCACUCGUCUAUCAAAGAUUCGGUCAUGUACACACUUGCAACAGUUUCAACACGCGUAUCUGGUGCUUGGCAUGCGGCUCCUGGAAAAGAUCGACAGCAAAGUCUGCCGAGUGCCAUGCACUCCGUCGCCCUGCAUUCAACAUCGCAGGAAGAACUUCUGUCCUUAGAUCCACCAUCACAAUAA